UAUGUUUAAGGAUUUAUUUGUAAAUAAUAUAUUAUGUCUCAUUAAAUAUAAAUAUCUGGUACAUUUGUUUGAUACUAAGCUAUAAACGCCAUAUUACAACACUAAGCUGACUGCUAACAACGUUCGCGCUCUUAAACCUAUUUACGGCACAUGAAAACAGUUUCCGUCCUACCCGUUGUUACUGAGCAUGUGCGCGCAUGCGCACAACGCAAAAGGGGAAUGCUACUCCGUUGUCAUAUUUGCAGGAAAAUAGAUAAGUAGUAAGUAUUAGUACUUUUUAUUGACGUUGAUACUUGAUUUUUUUUGGGUAGGGGUUUGUGUCAUGUAAAACACCGUAAAAUUAUCCUACGGGUAGGACGUUUUCUCAGAACGAACAAAAACCUUUUACCGAUUAUGAAUUUAUGGAAACACGUAGCCCACUCUAAUAUAUACUAACAAAGAGAAAACAAAGCUAACAUGUAAUCAACAAACAACCACGUGCAACCCAACCACUGUCACCAUGACGCCGCAUUUAUAAAUCUCUAUAGAGACUGCGCGUCUGCGUUGUUUUCAGCUGCGCGUCUGCGUUGUUUUGGCGCUUCCAUCCAUCAUAGCUUCUUUAUGACGUCAUUCCUUUGUGCGCGUGACGUAAUCACUACUACUGUUACAUACAGACACAUUACAGUUCAUUUGAGCGAAUAGGCGCGGUUGGAAAGUACGUCACCCGUGAGUACAGAGAUAACAUGACUACUUAUAAACAAGACCUGACAGCACAAUUACGGGACAGCCGUAAGACUGUGGAUCAACUUAAUAGACAGAUCAGAAUAUUAAACGCUGAAAACAAAAAGCUACAGAAAGAGCAUUUGAAAACUGUAAAAGAUUUAGAAAUCUGUCGCAAUGACACUUACAAAAAAGUUCAGCAAAAACGUCAGAAUGAGAUGUCGGAUAAACUUAAGGAGAAAAAUCAAAUGAUUCAGGACUUGAAACAACAAGUUGCUGGAUUUGAGCUUAGAAUUAAAAAACAAGAAACUGAUUUCUUGAGAAAAGAAAGACAGCUGGAGAUGGUGUAUGAUGAAAAGUUUGACAAAGCACAGUUGAUUUUCAAAAACCAGCUAAAAGAAAAUAAAUCAGUUGUUAAUGACUACGAGUCCAAACAGGAGGCAGACAGGAUAUUUAUAAAGAAAAUAGCAGCUGAGAAAUUAGACUACGAAAGAGAGUGUAAGGCUCUAAAGGAUCAGAUUGAUGUUUUAAAAACUGACAAGAAAACAGCUGAGCAUCAAACUAAUAAAGUUCAAAGAGAAGUAGACCUGCUCAGAAGCAGCAUAAACAAAGACAUUUUAGAACAAGCCAAGCUAAAAGAGGAAAUCAAAGGGAAAGUUACAAAAAUUGAAGAAAUUGAAGGAGUGUUGAAACAAAAGGAAAAAGAAAUCAUUGGAUUUAAAAAAACCUUACAUGCUACACAAAGAGACAUCCAUGAAAGUAAUAUCAAGGCAAGCAGGCUUAGAAAUGUUCAAAGGGAUUUGAAACAGGCGGAAGAUAAAAAUCGUAUCUUUAGAGCCGAUCUGCAAGCUGAAAAGGCCCAAGUCGACAUCUUGAAGGUGGACAAAGAUAAGUUAAUUGAAAAAUGCGAUAAACUGAAAGAGAGUAAUGAAAAGCUAUCCGCAGAGAAUUUGGCAUUACUACAGACCAACAAAGAGGUCUCUGAAAAGCUGAAGGACAGCGAAAGAACAGCUAAACAUUUAUCUGAAGAAAACGUGAAGAAAGAAGAAAAAAUCGACCGGCUCACAAAUGAACUUAGGAACACUAGGACAGCUUACCAAAACGAGAGGACACUGUGUGACCACGAAGUGAGAAGGAUGAAAGAAUAUACUUAUAGCGAACUUGUUGACACAAAAAAUAUGGCAAGCGAAGCUGGCAUCCAAAGAGUAAUUCUCAUCAACCAAAACAAAAAGUUGAUUCAUCAAGUCAGCUGUCUGGAACAGCGCUUGACUAAAGCAACAGAAGACAUCAAACUCUUAAGCGGAGAAAGGGAGAAACUUCUUCAAGAAAAACAAAAAAUGUCAUUUGACAAAGACCAGUAUUACGUUGAGCUGGAAAAAGUAAAAGGCGACAAUAACUCUCUGAAGCAAGAGAUUUCACAUCUCAAGUUGCAGGAAAACAUCUCAAAGAAGAAAUUUGAAGAAAAUAUUCAGUCAGUUCGUCAAACACUCACUCACACAGAAUCUGUUCUGGCAAAUGUGGAGGACGAAAACCGGAAACUAUGUCAGAGAAUUGAGAUUCAAGAAAAACAGAUUCGAGAACACAAAGAGCAGCUAACCGAGACUAAAAGAAAUUUGGAGUCAUUUCACCGCCUAGUAGAGGAAAAAGCUGAACAAAUCAGAGAACUUGAAAGCCAUAACCAUGUUAUAAAAAGACCUGUAGUGUUUGGUAAUAUGUACAUUGACUGCAUGCGUGGCAAAAUUCCUGUCGAGAAAAAGUGUUUUGAGUGUACCAAACUUAGAAGAGAGCUUAGCCAAAUUAAUCAGGAUUUUACAACUAAGCUAGAAGAAAAGGAGAAAAUGAUUCAUGAACUGAGGUUAAAAAAUCACAAGACUUUUGGUCUGAGAGCAGAAAAUAACGACCUUAAAAAGCAAAAUGUUAAACUGCAAGGAAUCGGCAUUGCUUUAGAGUGGCAACUGCAACAAGUCACUGACACAAAAGACAAAUUAAAAACUGAGGACAAACCAAAGCCAAACCAGCCAAAGAGAUUGUUGAGGCGCCCUUCACUUGAACCUGCUCGUUUAAGAAGGCCAACUGACCAUUUAAUGUAGGAAAACUCUAUCCCCGGUUGAAAAAAGCGUUUUUAGAAGCUUUGCUGAGAAAGGCCACUUUUUACUAGAAAAACUGGCCUUCAUGUAGUUUCAAACGAAAUAUCCACAAUAAGCAUUUAAAUAGUAUUUUCUGGACAGCAUUUUAUAUGGAGUAGAAAAUAAAGAAUCAUAAGACUUUUGAUCUGAGAUCAGAAAAUUACGACCUUAAAAAGCAAACUUGUAAACUGCAAGGAAUCAGCACUGCUUUAGAGUGGCAACUGCAACAAGUCACUGACACAAAAGAUGAUUUAAAA
Nothobranchius furzeri (turquoise killifish) is the source of this 3082-nucleotide messenger RNA. Its product is annotated as repetitive organellar protein. Lineage: Eukaryota; Metazoa; Chordata; Actinopteri; Cyprinodontiformes; Nothobranchiidae. The record is from RefSeq and is a predicted model, not a curated record.